GUGGCGCUCGUGAUUAACGGCCGUGCAGUAUCUCACGGUACUACAUUAUAACUUUACUUGAUAUACCACCAAUCUCUUGCCACGAUUAUAUAACGAUGUUCAGCGAUACAACUUUGAUAUAGAUUGAUAUCACCGCAGUCGGCCUGGUUCAGCUGUUUGGUUCAGUUGAAGGACUCAACGUAAAAUGCUGUUUGUUACGUUGACGUUACUAACGUUGUUGCCUUACGUGACGUGUAAACCGCCUCAUAUCAUCUUCAUCGUGGCAGAUGAUUUGGGCUGGAAUGACGUCGGUUGGCACAAUGACGCCAUGUACACACCGAACCUGGACAAGUUGGCGUCUAAUGGCGUAAUUCUCAAUUCAACUUACGUCCAGCCCGUCUGCUCCCCGUCCAGGAAUUGUUUCAUGACGGGCUACUACCCAUUCCAUACAGGACUUCAGGUUCCUGAGAGCUAUGAGCGCAUUUACGCUAAUAUAUCUACAAAAAGCAGAAGAACAUAUUGCGGUAUGAUAUCCGCUCUGGACGAAGCCGUUGGCAACAUCACAUCGGCACUUCGCAGCCGCGGAUUCAUGGACAACGCCUUACUUGUCUUCACCACUGAUAACGGCGGUCCCAGUUAUACGGCGGCAAACAAUCUUCCGCUGAGGGGAGCUAAGACCACCCUGUGGGAGGGAGGGACCAAGGGUGUGGCCUUCGUCUAUAGCGACACUCUGCUAAAGAAAACUAAAUACACGAAUACGGAAAUGAUGCAUGCAGUUGACUGGUUCCCGACACUGCUGACCCUUGCUGGUGGAAAACCUGACGCUGGCAUGGACGGUGUAAACCAGUGGGCCACCGUGAGUAACGGAGCUCCAUCAGCCAGGACGGAAUUCGUCUACAACAUCGACGAGAUUGACAAGAACGCAGCUAUCAGGGUUGGUCAGUACAAGCUUAUUGAGGGAAGUCCAGGGGCCUUCAACGGGUGGACACCGCUACCGCCUAUGUUGGAAACAGUCGUCAACGAAAUGUUCCCGCCUUACCAGCUCUUCGAUAUCGACGCGGAUCCUACGGAGCAUUUCGAUAUUGCUGACCAACAUCCGGACGUGGUCAAGCGCCUACAAGAUCGCAUCAACUUCCACAGAACUACAGCGGUGCCGGCUAACUAUCCGCUACCAGAUCCGGCUUCCAACCCCAAACACUUCGGCGGCAACUGGUCGCCCGGCUGGUGCUGAAAACCGGUUCUGUUUACCAUUGACAAUACUAAGCACCCCUUUAUACUGUCGCCAAUCUGUUAAAAUGAAUACACACAUUGUCAAGACAAUAAUUAUGUUAGCUUUGGGCAAGUGAACUUGUGGUCCCCCAUAAUAAAAUGACUUGUUAUAUUCAAGGCUGAUACUACUGAAUUCUUUUACAAUAAAUGAAAGGCGCUAAGUG
Dreissena polymorpha is the source of this 1412-nucleotide messenger RNA. RefSeq names its product arylsulfatase B-like. NCBI's taxonomy places the organism in Eukaryota, Metazoa, Mollusca, Bivalvia, Myida, Dreissenidae. Bases 185 to 1210 code for a protein of 341 amino acids. The transcript is spliced from 11 exons. The record is from RefSeq and is a predicted model, not a curated record.